AUGCUUUCUUUUGCUGGUCAUUUGCAGCUCAUUUGCUCGGUGCUUCAGAGUUUUCAGGUUUACUGGGCCAGUGUCUUUGUUCUUCCGGCCCGGGUGGUGCAUGAGGUGGAGCGUCUACUUCGCUCGUUUUUGUGGAAGGGCUGUGAGGGUGGGUCCUCUGGGGCGAAGGUGGCUUGCAUAAACACCCAGUCAGCUGGGUGUUCGCCACUUGGCCUCGUGGAAUUGUGCUGCUAUUAUGAAGCUGCUCUGGCUUCUUCUCACGCGUGCUGGGUCGUUGUGGGUCGCUUGGGUGGAGGCUUAUGCUCUACGGGGUUCUUGUAUUUGGACUGUCCGGCCUUCGUCUCGAUUUUCCUGGUGUUGGCGGGAUAUUCUGGGUGUCCGGGAUUCUCUCCGUCCUUUGGGGAUGGUCGGCUUUGUUUUGUGUGGCACGAUCCCUGGUUGUCGGGGGGUCCGAUUCACCCAAGGUGUGGGGAUAGGGUCAUCUAUGAUGUUGCUAGCUCUUCUAUGGCUAAGGUUGUUGACUUUUUGCUUCCUGAUGGUUCUUGGCGGUGGCCUCGUGUUUCGGUGGAUCUUCUUGAGCUUCUGCCAGAGGUUAUGUCGGUGCGAACUGUGGUUGGUAAGGAGGAUCGCUUUGUUUGGACUCCCGCGGUGUCUGGCCUUUUUUCGGUCUCUAGUGUUUGGGGGAUUCUUCGUCCUCGUCGUCCCCCAGUUUCUUAUUUUUACUUGUUAUGGUUUGGUGGGAAUAUUCCUAAACAUUCGUUUAUUUCUUGGUUGGCAAUUCGUGAUCGCCUAUUUACGCGUGAACGUCUUCGCCAGUGGAAUGCGUUGGUGCCUGCUACUUGUGUUUUUUGUGCUGGUUUGGAGUCUAGGGAUCAUCUGUUUCUUGAUUGCCCUUAUAGUCGAGCAGUUUGGGCUGGUAUGAUUUCGUGGGCAGGUUCGUCUCAUCGGGUUUCAUAUUGGUCUACUGAGCUUACUUGGAUUUGUCAUGUUAAUGUUGGGUCGUCUUCUCGGCGGCAUGUGUGGCGGUUAGCUUGGACUUUGACUGUCUCUCUCCUUUGGCGGGAGCCGAACCUUCGUAUUCAUCGUGGUCAGGGUCGCUCGUCGUCUGUGCUCCUUAGGGUUAUUAAAGCAGAGGUGGCGACGUUCGAUGGUUUCGUGAAGGAGAGGAUGAAUGAACUUGUUGAUCUGUGGAAGGGUUUAGAUCUUUCAGAUGAGAAGAAUGAAGUUGUACAGGUUGGGUAUGAAAGCAAUUUGUUAUCUGCUGAUAGUGUGGAGUUGUGUGCUGUGGCAAAGGUUCUUUUAACUCGGCGAAUAAGUGCGGAUGCUUUUCGAUUAGUGAUGAAGUCAUUGUGGCGGUUUGAUAAGAGUCUUGUUAUCCUAGUUUCGUCAAAUGCUGCUGACCGGCCAUCUGACUUGCAGUUUACGACUGUCUCUUUUUGGGUCAAAAUCCACAAUGUUCCCUUUCAAUAUAUGACUCGGGAGGUGGCUGUUCAAUUGGACAGUGUUUUGGGUUUCGUCGAGGGAUUCGAUUGUGGCGACAGAUUGAAUUAG
Molecule: messenger RNA, 1551 nt
Organism: Momordica charantia (bitter melon)
Lineage: Eukaryota; Viridiplantae; Streptophyta; Magnoliopsida; Cucurbitales; Cucurbitaceae
Source: RefSeq, a predicted model, not a curated record